AUGAUGUUCAUGUCCGCUCUCAUUGGGCUGACGCCUCUUAUCGGGUCGCUGGUGGGCAAGCCCGAAGUCGUUGUGGCCGUCGACACGACGUCCGACCCUGAUCUUGUAGCGAAACUCAAGUCCGCUGCGACUAUGCUCGACCGGCUCGACAUGCUCAGCGACGAACAACUGGUGUACAACUUCUCCUCCAACCCCAAGUACUCGUGGCAUCCGGGAAGUGUCUCCAACGCAAACGCUGCAACGUGGCCUAUCCUGAGCACGGUCGGGGUGACUGUGGCUCAACUCAAUCUGGGACCCUGCGCGAUGCUUGCUCCGCACCACCACCGUGCCAACAACCUUGUUGUCGCUGUUUCCGGCACUACAAACACGUACAUGUAUCAGGAGAACGGAGCAAGAAUGGUUGAACAGACGUUGACCCCCGGCAUGAUGACAAUCUUCCCUCGUGCUAGUGUGCAUACCAUGUACAAUACAGGCUGCGAGAACAACCAACUCUACUCGUUCCUCGACGAUGCAGACGCGUCGACAACCAAUCUUGGGCAGGCAUUCUUCAUGAUGCCCAAAGAUAUAGGCAUGACAGUCAUGCCUUUCAUCGAGCUCUCCAACGGGAAUUGGACGGCGACCGGACAGGCCAUGCCCCAAGUCGGCACCGGCAGUCAAGCCGGGUUUGAAAGUUGUCUGGAGAAGUGUGGUCUCAGCACGAGUAGCUAUGCCACCAACAACCGUGUCGUUAUGGGUUGA
This is a messenger RNA of Exophiala spinifera, 738 nucleotides long. RefSeq lists its product as uncharacterized. The coding region runs from base 1 to 738 and encodes 245 amino acids. Gene Ontology annotation, molecular function: manganese ion binding. NCBI's taxonomy places the organism in Eukaryota, Fungi, Ascomycota, Eurotiomycetes, Chaetothyriales, Herpotrichiellaceae. The transcript has 2 exons. The record is from RefSeq and is a predicted model, not a curated record. Gene Ontology annotation, cellular component: cell wall.